Molecule: messenger RNA, 1422 nt
Organism: Fragaria vesca subsp. vesca
Lineage: Eukaryota; Viridiplantae; Streptophyta; Magnoliopsida; Rosales; Rosaceae
Product: metallothiol transferase FosB-like
Exons: 3
Coding region: 330-935 (201 amino acids)
Source: RefSeq, a predicted model, not a curated record
UAAUAGGCAAAAGUUUGUUGCAGCACAACAUUACGUGUCAAGAAACGAAGGAGACAAUGCCAAUCUUAUGAAAUGAGUCAUCAACGUGGAACCUACGUGUAAUCGACAUCAUUAUCUAAAACUAUUACAUGCAGCUCUAUAUAUACAUACUCUUAUUUCUAGCUCUGUUCUAUCUAUGCAUUGCCAAUUAUACAUCAUCAUCUUCCAUUUCUGCUAUCGAAUCUGUUGUUGGUUUUGAAGCAUAUUAGCAAGGUGUCCCAAGUUCUAGCCUCUGUGGAAUUGUGUUUUGUAGAAUUGUAGCUGAAUCUAAACAUCAAGGAAAACCAAUCAUGAAAGAAAGAACGGGAAAUCCUCUGCAAUUGAAGUCCUUGAAUCACAUCUCACUUGUUUGCAGGUCGCUCGAGAAAUCCCUCGAUUUCUACCAGAAUGUUCUUGGCUUCUUUCCCGUUAGGAGGCCUGACUCCCUAGACUUCAAUGGUGCAUGGUUAUUCAACUAUGGCAUUGGCAUUCAUCUUCUCCAAGCUGAAGACCCUGAGACGCUGCCCAAGAUCAGCCACAUUAACCCCAAAGAUAACCACAUUUCUUUCCAGAAUGACAUAAAUCUGCAGUGUGAGAGCAUGAUCAGAGUGGAGAACAAGUUGAAGGAGAUGGGGAUCGAAUACGUGACGAGCAGCGUAGAGGAAGGAGGAAUCAACGUUGAUCAGCUGUUCUUCCACGACCCGGAUGGCACCAUGAUCGAGAUCUGUAACUGUGACAACCUCCCAGUGAUACCCCUAGUCGGAGAUCAAACUCUCAGGUCUUGCACACGUGUGAAAUGCAAUGUGCAGCAGCAGCAGCAAGAAGCAAUAGCACAGAUGAAGCCUCAACAGCAAACCAUGACCUGCAUGCGUUCUAAUGCUAUACACAUGAAGGAAGAUUAUCUUCCUUGUGCUUGAUUUAAUUAUGUGAGAAAGUUGAUGUGAUCCCCAUAUAUAUAUGUCACAAGCAAUGCAUGCUUAGAUAGAAGUAGUUAGCUAGUUAGUUACUACUUCUUGGCCUGUAAAUAACUCCCCGGUGAUUCUGAGAUGAAUAAGAGUACUAAACCAUAUAUGGAAACCACAAUACCAGCUUUCCCUAAACAUGCAUCAAAUGCAUGGUAGACUCGUAAAGUUGGUUCAUGGGAGAUUAUAUGCAAUUUGCAAAGAUAUAAGACAUAGUGCUCUUAGCAAUGUAUCAAGUUGAAUUGAACAAUGGGCUAGAAUAAGAGGAGAAGAGGACAAGACGCUCACUAUGGUUAUGCAACACCGAGCAAAAGUACGCCUUGUUCUUGGUGUUCCUCCAUUAGUCCCAGAGAAAUGUUUGGUCUUCUUCAAAAUUUGCAGGGUUUGAAGAUCAUUAGGCACUGGAGGUAAUAAUGAAAGUAAAAUAAGAGAAACUAAAUAG